Messenger RNA from Aureobasidium subglaciale EXF-2481, 1368 nucleotides. RefSeq names its product glycoside hydrolase family 72 protein. The coding region runs from base 1 to 1368 and encodes 455 amino acids. The record is from RefSeq and is a predicted model, not a curated record. Gene Ontology annotation, cellular component: fungal-type cell wall; cytoplasm. Gene Ontology annotation, biological process: fungal-type cell wall (1->3)-beta-D-glucan biosynthetic process. NCBI's taxonomy places the organism in Eukaryota, Fungi, Ascomycota, Dothideomycetes, Dothideales, Saccotheciaceae. Gene Ontology annotation, molecular function: 1,3-beta-glucanosyltransferase activity. The transcript has 2 exons.
AUGCGUUUCUCCAUCAGCAUUGCAACCAGCAUCGCAUUCGCUGCAGUUGCGUCUGCUAUUCCCACGAUCUCGGUCAAGGGAAGCAAAUUCUUUACUAGCGAUGGAAAUCAGUACUUCGUCAAGGGUAUCGCUUACCAGCUUGUGCCUGAGGACCCCCUCAUCGACAACAACCAGUGCCAAUUGGAUGCAUCUCUGAUGAAGACUCUCGGCGCUAACGCCAUCCGUGUCUACCACGUUGACCCCGAUGCCGACCACAAGGCUUGUAUGUCGACAUUCGCGGACGCUGGAAUAUAUCUCUUUGUUGAUCUGGAUACCUUCAACACUCAGAUCGAGCAAACUUCCCCUCACUGGAACGAGUCACAGUACGAUGCAUUCGCCAAGGUCAUGGAUGAAUUCCAGCAAUUCGACAACACCGCUGGCUUUUUCGUUGGCAAUGAGGUCCUUACCACCAGCAACGGUUCAAUUGCUGCUCCUUAUGUCAAGGCUGCCGCUCGUGACAUGAAGUCCUACCGUAACAGCAAGAACUACCGCAACAUCCCUGUCGGCUACUCUGCUGCUGACAUCUCCUCCCUUCGACCCAACCUUCAAAACUAUCUUGCUUGCGGUACCAACUCUUCAGAUGCUCUAGACUUCUUCUCACUAAAUUCAUACGAGUGGUGCGGGCAAACUACCUAUGAAGUUUCUGGUUACGAGCAGUUGACUCAUGACAUCACUUCGUACAACAUUCCCAUCUUCUUCUCCGAGGUUGGAUGCAACACUCCCAAGCCCAGAACUUUUGACGAUCAAGCCGCCAUCUUCGGUUCCGAGAUGGCACCUUACUGGAGCGGUUCCAUGAUCUAUGAAUGGUUGGAGGAGGCGAACAACUACGGCCUUAUAAAUUAUGGUCCUCAGACUGACCCAACUGCAACCAAUGCGGUCGGCGGAUUCACCCGUAGUGGAACUCCUACGCCAAUUUCACCCGAUUUCUACAACUUGAGCAACCAGUGGAAGACUCUCACCCCUUCUAGUGUUUCAGAAGCCGCCUACUCUCCUACCAACUCCGCUCCUGAGUGCCCUGCGUACACUUCUGGAGUUUGGGAAGUAAGCGGGAACGUCGCUCUGCCUACCGUCGGCCAGGCCUACGAGGCUCAAACCACCACUCCUGCAACUUCAACUUCUGGUGCAACUGGUACCGGCGCAACUGGUAGCCGUAGCGGCAGUGGAAGCGGUAGCCGUAGCACUGGUUCCACCACUGGCACAAGCACUGGUGCUAGCUCUGGAACUGCUGCCUCAGCCAGCCAGACUGGUAUGGCUAGCCCGAGCAGACAAAUCGCUGGUAUGAGUGUUGGUCUUGUCAGUGUUAUGCUUGGCUUUAUCUGGUGGUUGUGA